Frieseomelitta varia is the source of this 739-nucleotide messenger RNA. It is a transcript of the gene Ubc7, whose product is annotated as ubiquitin-conjugating enzyme E2 G2. Gene Ontology annotation, cellular component: cytosol; endoplasmic reticulum. The coding region runs from base 50 to 553 and encodes 167 amino acids. The transcript is spliced from 4 exons. The record is from RefSeq and is a predicted model, not a curated record. Lineage: Eukaryota; Metazoa; Arthropoda; Insecta; Hymenoptera; Apidae.
AUUUUUAACAUUUCAUUUAAUUACGUCGUUAACCCGCACGACCAAAACAAUGGCGGGUUCUGCACUGAGACGAUUAAUGGCAGAGUAUAAGCAGUUAACCUUAAAUCCACCUGAAGGUAUUAUUGCUGGUCCAAUAAAUGAAGAAAAUUUUUUCGAAUGGGAAGCCUUAAUCACUGGACCAGAAGGAACAUGUUUCGAAGGUGGUGUUUUUCCAGCAAAGCUUAUAUUUCCACCAGAUUAUCCUUUAAGUCCACCAAAAAUGCAAUUCACUUGUGAGAUGUUUCAUCCAAAUAUUUAUGCAGAUGGCAGAGUAUGUAUAAGUAUAUUACAUGCACCUGGUGAUGAUCCUAUGGGCUAUGAAAGUAGUGCAGAAAGGUGGAGUCCAGUUCAGAGUGUAGAGAAAAUAUUGUUGAGUGUGGUAAGUAUGUUAGCAGAACCAAAUGAUGAAAGUGGAGCAAAUGUUGAUGCUGCUAAAAUGUGGAGAGAAGAUCGCUCAGAAUUUGAAAGAAUUGCCCAAAAAUUAGUUAGAAAAACACUUGGUAUCCCACCUUAAAUUAAGAUGUUCAAUAUUUAAUUGAAGAUAAAGUUGUAAUUAAAAUGUCAUAUGAUUUGAUGCAAAAUAUAUAUUAUGUUUAAAUUAAAAUUUUAUUAAAAUGUGACAUGUACUUACAAACAUGUUUUACAAUUAUGUGUAAUAGUGAUAAAACUACGGAAUUAAAGACAAAUUAAUAACGCAGUA